Molecule: messenger RNA, 1468 nt
Organism: Prorocentrum cordatum
Lineage: Eukaryota; Dinophyceae; Prorocentrales; Prorocentraceae
Source: the annotation of a GenBank genome assembly
GUUGUACCUGGACCCCACGUCUGGGAUCAUCUCGGGCAAGCUGGCCGCGGAGGCCAGCGCUGAGUCCUACGUGGUGACUGGGCGGACCCAGAGCUCCGCCUUGUGCACGGUGGAGCUGGUUUUUACUUGCAUGGAGCCAGCCAAGACCGAUGCCCUUGUGACGCAGAAGUUCGCCGAGCAAGUCGACGAGAUUACCAAGAUUGAAGAUCUCAUGGAGGAGCCUGGCAAGGGCAAGGUUCUCGGCGACUGGCUGGUCUGGAUGGUCCACAGAGUGCACCUGAACGACCCUUCGCUAACGGAGCUCAACUUCGCCAACGUGUGGAUGCCACUGGGACAUACGGAGCCCAGGAUAGCACCGAAGUUGGUGAAGGCCAUCGCCCACAACACCCACUUAGUGACUCUGCAGCUGUCGCACACCAACCUCCAGAAGCCCGAAGGCCAACUGCUGGCGGAGUCGCUGAAGGCGAACGAGACCCUGCAGUUCUUGAACGUGGAGUCGAACAGCCUGGACUCUCACACCAUCCGACGGAUGGCGGAGGCCUUGUCCGAGAACCCGCGCAGCGCUCUCGAGGUGUGGAGGUUCAACAACCAGAAGCACAUCGGCCGCUACUUCGGCAGGCCGGUGGAGGAGACCGUUGCCGACAUGAUGGAGAAGAACCAGCGGAUCUGCAAGCUCGGCUUUGCCGUUGACGACGCCAACUCGCGCCUGAAGAUCGACCGCGCCAUCCUGCGGAACAUGGACUUCGCCCGGAAGCGAAGGCGUCGUGGCGCGGACGGCGAGGAGGGCGACGAGGUCACGGCCGAGGAGAAGAGGAUGAGCCGGCUGAUCCUGCGGGACGCUCCGGCCAGGCCGGCCGCCGAGGUGUUCGGCGAUGAUGUGAGAUUGGGGCUCGUCCGAAAGCACGUCGCCGAAAAGGGGAUAAUCCCGGCUAGCCAGGCGCUGCAGGCCUGGGCCAAGGGUCAGGGCACGUCCAUCCCGUACUCCGCCGUCAAACCGUUGCUUGAGGACUUCCGCACGAAACUCCUCAACGCCACCAUCGAGUGCCAGCAGCAGGUGAGCGUCCAGGACGUGUACGGUGCCGAGUUCUCUGGGUCUCUGAGGGCGUGGACCGAGCGAAACAGCAGCUGGAGCCUCGACGUGUGGCCGUCGGGCGACCGCCGCUUCAACUUCACCUCGGAGCCCAGCCUCUCUACUCAGCAGUGCGGGCGCGCGCAGAUGUUCAAACUCUCCGACGAGGCCCUCGGAGAAGCGGGAACCAGGCCCCGCUCCCUCGAGGGUUUGCUGUGGAUCGGGCCCAUGCUGGGCUUCAGCGGCGCUCGGAUGAUCGGGGAAUUGCAGCGGAUCGGGCACGCGUUGUGGAUCAGCCUGGUUCGGGCGGUCUUCGAGGUGCGGGGCGUCAGGGCGGCUCUGAAGUUCUGCGGGACGCGGUGGGGGCCUUUCCUUGUAGCCCCGAGGAGGAUAGGGUGA